Molecule: messenger RNA, 4655 nt
Organism: Danaus plexippus (monarch butterfly)
Lineage: Eukaryota; Metazoa; Arthropoda; Insecta; Lepidoptera; Nymphalidae
Gene: slpr
Product: mitogen-activated protein kinase kinase kinase 11
Exons: 11
Coding region: 331-3225 (964 amino acids)
Biological process (GO): protein phosphorylation
Molecular function (GO): protein binding; JUN kinase kinase kinase activity; ATP binding
Source: RefSeq, a predicted model, not a curated record
CACUGACUUCGCUGUGGUAUGGUUGUCAUUUCGUCCGUCUAUCGAAUAACGUGAUAGAUGUAUGGAGAAUAAUUAACAUUACUGCAGCAAGUCAUACUCUCUUACUACAAUAUCGAAAACGAUCGUCGUGAAUAAGCUAACGAACGAAAAGACCCUAAAUUUCCGCUUCGACACACCGCCAUGAUCGAUGUGGGAAACAAAGAUGGCGGAAUAAUACGGUGAUCAUAACCAAUCGUCGUGAACUUUGGUAGUUAUGUACUGUAGUGGGCGGAGGUCGCAGCGGUGUCGCGGAGUCUGAGCGAGCAGCAGCGCCAUGGCCCGGCCGGGGUGAUGCCGCCGCGGCCAGCGGCCGGCCGCGCGGCUAUGGCGGCAGCCGAUGAUCGUCCGCCGCUCGCUCUGUUUACCGCCGUCUAUGACUACAUAGCCCAGGGAGAGGACGAGCUCUCUCUACGCCGAGGCGAGAUCGUCGAGGUUCUGUCCAAGGACGCCAACAUCUCCGGAGAUGAGGGCUGGUGGACGGGUAAGAUCGGUGAUCGCGUCGGCAUCUUCCCAGCCUCGUAUGUCACCGAGGACGAUCCGUUGGCCGUCUCCUCGGUGAUAGGGGACGUCGACCCUCCCCGCGUCUCCUUCUCGGAGCUGAAACUCGAGGAGGUGAUCGGAGUGGGCGGUUUCGGUAAAGUGUAUCGUGGCUAUUGGAACGACGAGGUAGUGGCAGUGAAGGCGGCGCGGCAAGACGCAAACGAGGAUAUAGAAGUGAUUAAAGAGAGUGUGUUACAGGAAGCUAAACUGUUUUGGAUGUUACAACAUGAUAAUAUCGUGUCGUUGAAAGGAGUGUGCUUAGAAGAGCCUAAUUUGUGUUUGGUGAUGGAGUACGCUCGCGGAGGGCCAUUGAACAGAGUGCUAUCGGGACGGAAGAUCCGGCCAGGUAUCUUGGUGGACUGGGCGAUACAGGUGGCACGCGGGAUGGCCUACCUGCACGUAGACGCACCAAUAUCACUCAUCCACCGGGACUUGAAGAGCUCUAAUGUACUGCUUAGCGAGGCCAUUCUCUCUGACGACACUCUGGAGGAGAAGACUCUCAAAAUAACAGAUUUCGGCCUGGCCCGGGAGGUGUACAAAACUACCCGCAUGUCAGCGGCCGGGACAUACGCCUGGAUGCCGCCUGAGGUGAUAAAAAAUUCCACAUUCUCCCAUGCAUCAGACGUGUGGUCCUAUGGUGUCCUCCUAUGGGAGCUUCUCACUGGAGAAACUCCCUACAAAGGGAUCGACGCUCUGGCGGUGGCUUAUGGUGUAGCUGUGAACAAAUUAACAUUGCCCAUACCCAGCACCUGCCCUGAACCAUGGAGAGUGCUCAUGGAAGCCUGUUGGCGCUCAAAUCCCCGGGAGCGUCCCUUAUUUCCUGAAAUCCUUGACCAAUUGGAACACAUCAGACAGUCGGAAUUCACGAGGGCGCCGCACGAAUCCUUCCACACUAUGCAGGAUGGUUGGAGGCUGGAAAUCGAGGAGGUCCUGAGAGAUCUACGGAGAAAGGAAAAGGAACUUCGUUGUAGAGAGGAGGAGCUAACCAGAGCUCAGCUUCAGCAGCGGUUGAUGGAACAGAAUCUUGCGCAGAAAGAGAGGGAAUUGGAGAUGAGGGAAAUAGACCUGGCCGCCAGGGAAUUACACAUACUGAUAGUGGCCAGUAACAUGUCGCAUACACAACCGCCGCAGCCCAACAAGAGAAAGGGCAAAUUUCACAAGAUGAAGUUACUGAAAAAGGACACGAUCUCAUCUCCACUGGACUUUAGGCACACGUUAACAGUUCGGCAGUCGGACGACGAGUCGAGUGUUAAACAACUUGUGGCAGUCGCCAAGGACACGCCGCCAGGGUCGCCAGCCAUUAUGAGACCCAUCGUUUUGCCAGCGGACGGAGUGAAAGGGAAAACUUGGGGUCCAUCGACGGGUCACCAACGGGCUCGAGCACAUCUACCGCUGCCGGCGCUCAGACCUCGCGCCCACCGACCAUCCACAUCUGCCCCGCAUCUACCACCGCACGCACCUCGCGCGCCUCAUCCAGGUUGUUUUCUCCCUUACGCAGACUUCAGCCCGGACGACUGGGGCCCGGAGUUUCCUUUGAGUACCUCUUCUAGACACACUAUACCGAUGCCGACACUAUACAGCACUGAAGGAUACAAAUACAAGAAACCUAGUAUAAUUGAACUAGUUUUAUACAAUAUGGCAGCUCUCCUGGGCGGUGUGGCCGCCGGGUACGAUGUAAGAGUGUCGAACGUCAGUCCAUUACAUCCCACGCUACAACCGCAUAAGCCGGAAUUAGAGACGGAAGUCAUAGGCACCUCGAUCUACGAAGGCUUCGGCUUCGCCCACAACACGUACCACGGACCCACGAGACAUUUGCGGGCGCCACUUAACGCUAUCACCGGCUCACCGAUAUCUAGUCUUCAAGCGGAGGAGCAGAAGCCGAUCCGGUUUACGGACUCCCCUACGCACUACGCUCAUCCGUCGUCAUCGUCAGGGUACGCGCACUCCGCGCAGCCUCUCUCCGGGACCUCGGGCCUGGGCACCAACUACACCUCCACUCAACCCACGCCCUCGCCGCGCAGGACCUCCUCCACCACCUCCGACCACCUCGCAGACCUCUACCACAACUACAGGGAGAACUUCCAGCCGUCGUCCGCAUCGCAGGAACGCAUACAGGACUACUACUACCGCGCAGAGCCGUACGCGUACGAUAGGACCGCGGACUACGUCGUGAAGCACCCCUACUACGGAUACGACGAGUGCUCCUUCGAGUACAGAGACUCGCCGGAGUUCCGCCCGCCCUACCUCGCACACAGACGGACACCUUCCAACUCCUCGGCGACGAACUCCCAUCCUGAGGAGUUCUCCCCUUCCAGACAGUACCGGGAGAAAUACCCCAAGGACAGGAGGGACGAGUACCGGACCCCGCAGAAGGAGUACCCGAGGAAGUCCAGCGACUACUCGCUCCCGCGGGACUACUACCGACCGGAACCGGAGACGGAACGGCCCGCCAUCCUCGGCUUGGAGCCGACGAAGCUUCGGUCCAGUCUGAAGAAGUACAAGAAGGGCUCGAGCAGCUCCGGCGGGGGUUCCCCCAACCCCACGCCGCCGGACAGCCUGAGCGAGACCGACAGCUCGUACGCCUCGGCCCGCGAGUCGGCCGGCUCCGCGCGCGUUAGGUUCAGUCCGGACGCGCGGCGCUCGUAGCCACGCGCCGCCUUCAGACACUACCUCGUGUGAUGCACAGUGCGAACUCGGCCUUACAGCGCCCUCUGUUACGUGACGGAUCGGUCGACAUAAACUUGUGUUCAUAUUUAUGUAGUAUUUGUAUAUUUGUAAAAUGCGGCGACUCGGAUGUAAUAGUUCUAAUGGACCUAUCUGUAAUCUGCUCGCGAGGUAUUAACUUGUUAGCUGUAAUCGCGACGUAUUGGACUGUAGUGUAAAAUAUAUAUAACGCAAUAGAGCGACUGUGACGUCUUAUUGAGAUUAAACUGUAGACUCGUUUUAAUGGAUUUCUUUAGAGUGGUUAUUCAGGGUGUUUCGUGUAGAGUCGGCGACGUAGGCACAAAGUAAAUACCUGUACAAAUGUAAAUAUGCACGACCUGUAUAAGCUUUUUUAUUUAACUGGCAUUUAUUUUUGAUAUAGUGAUUACUUUUUUUUUUUGUUUUUUUACAUUCUGUUGACAUAUAAAUAGUACAAAUGUGUUUUAAGGUGUUCUAAUAAGUAAGAAGUCGACAACGUUCUGUGUAUAUUUGAAUUAACAAUAUGUAAAUCGUAUUAAUUAAAUUGUAUGCAUUUUGUACAAAAAUAUAAAAAAAAUGAGAUAUUUUUACAGAAUAUCGUGUAACUGUAGUCAGUAGGCAGCUUUUAUAUCAGCCGGAGCGUCGGACCUUGUGACUAGUCCUCUUCAUAUAUCUGAGAAUUGUUGCAUAUCCAGGUUAACUGAUAUUACGCUUUAUGUACUCGGAACUAAAAUAUUUAUAUCCCGGAGCCGACCUCUCCGAGCGGGAGGCGGCGAGGGCGGAAUUAUAAUAAGGGGUAUAUCGAAAUUAAUAUUAGCUUUGAUAUUAUUAGCGAAACCAGUGCCUAAAGUCUGAAGGAACGGUUUUAAGACAUUUUGUAUGAGAUGUGGUUUUUGAAUGUAUUGAUCACCGGGUUGUAGGCCAGGCCAGUACGCGCUGUAUGCUGCAUGUGUUCGUUUUCUCAACGUGCAAUAACUUGUAAUUUUUUGCGUCCAUUCUUUUUAUUAUUAUUGUAUUUAUCAUUUAUUAUCGGUCGUCGUGAAUGUAUCUUCCUAUCGUCCUAUACAGUAUCGGUGUUAGGAAUCUUUCGAGGAACUGGGGACCGACUCGUUCGAGCCGUGACAGCUUCCUGUAUAUACAAUUCACGGCGCAAGUACUUAAAACCUCUAGUCUUGAAUAUUUUUAUUUAUUUUAUCGGGACACGCGUCUGUCUGCGGAUGAUUCGGCAUUCCAUUGUUUUGUAUGAACCGGUACAUUCCAUGUCGCUUCUGGUCGUGAUAUUAUGCUCAGUGGAUGGUUUAUAGAUGGUUCUGUGUGCCAACAGCGGGGUUCGGAUGAUGCCUUAAGUAUGUACGUUAAACCGACAAAUAAAAAAUAGAUUAAGCUUUUUACAA